UGUGUGCACAUUUCAGCUUGAUAGUUCAAUCCUUCGAUUAUACCGUCACUUCGACGGGACUUUUUUCUUUUUGCUUCCCUUUGGUAGAUCGAUAUAUUGCUUUCUAAUGAUCGAUAUUGAUUUCUAAGGCUAUGAUCAGCUGUCAGAAUACACGUAGCAGCCUGGUUACCAAUGGGUAAACACAGGGUGUGUCAAUCAACACACUUGGUGUGUUGAUAAACGCAGUUAGUGUGCAAGAAUGAAGUUCAUACACUCUUCGUUUGAAGUUAAAUAACAAGGAAUAUGUUCACUGGAUUAUCUUUCAUUAUAUUAAGUAUUAAGCACACGAGGCGAGUCCUACCUUUUAAUGUGACUAUUAUUCUAACAUAAUAUUUAUCCUUUAACUAAAUCGUUUUAAAGUCUACUCCACUAAAAAUAUGCACGUUGAAGUUGAAUAUGUUAUUGUGAUAAGAUUUUAUGUCAAAUUAAUCAUCAAACGAAAACAAGGUUGUUCAUCGUUCGAAAAUUAACUUGAUUAUUUUCUAAAUACCUGUAUUAAGUGAAAAAGCACUCAGGAACAGUAACCUUAAAAUAUUUUAGAGCUAUGGACCGCCAGGAUGUAGAAGACAAGAUGUCAAGAGGAAACAGAGAAGAGCUAAAGAAACCUGGAGCGUCACUUACACCCACUGAAGGCAAACAACAUCGCCAUGAGAACGAAACUACAAAAGAUAAAAUAAUUCAACCAAUAAAAGUUGGAGCUGCCACUGUGGUCAGGGCAGGAGAUUUUAUUGGACGUCUCGGUACGCUAAUUGUGAUGAUAGUGACGACCAUUAACACGGCCACCGUCUGCGUCACCAGUUUUAUCGAUGGCAUCUACUGGAUUGGCGGCGUUCACGCUUUUCUUCUGGUCUUUAUCCACAUCCCAGUCAUAGCCGUCAUGAUAUGGCUCAUGGUCAAGGCACGG
This is a messenger RNA of Physella acuta, 943 nucleotides long. RefSeq lists its product as uncharacterized. The record is from RefSeq and is a predicted model, not a curated record. NCBI's taxonomy places the organism in Eukaryota, Metazoa, Mollusca, Gastropoda, Physidae.